GGACAAUUCAGAAAACGUACAUGAAAAUAUUUCAUGGAUCAGUAACUCCGGGAUUUUGGGCGCGAUUAGUCUCAUUGGCAUACAUACUGUUGGGAUUGUUUUAUGUUCUUUCUGGGCAUUAAAAGGAAUCAGAUGUCCUCAGCAUUAGGACAUUAGAAUAGAAACAGUGACAGCAAAUUAUUCAGAGGAAGUAAACCACCUUUGACACAAUGUAUUUGCCUUAAACGACUGCGUGGGACUGUGUUAUGAAGAUGGUUCAUAGUUAUAUUGUAAUAAUAGCAUGCGGUUUUGGUAGGCUUUAAUUGAAGAAUUAUAAGAUUUCUGAAUGUAGGAAGGCGCACUGAAGUCCAUCAGACGAGAGCCACCUCCUCCGGUGGCUUCUUGACGUCAGGAUAGGUCUAGCCACUGAAUAUCAGUUCGGACCGGUGAGUCGUGGAUUAUUGCGGAAACAUAUACGAAGACAGGAGGUAUUUCCCUCACAACACAGUUGUCCUGUGGCAGAUAAGACCAGCAGCAAAAUGCCUUUGGGAGAGGAUGGAAAUGGAUGGAAAAAGAAGACGUCGGACAUCAAGGAAUUCUAUGACUUCAAGGAUGUGCUGGGAACGGGCGCAUUCUCUGAGGUGGUUCUGGCAGAGGAGAAGAGGACCCAGAGGCUAGUGGCCAUCAAGUGCAUCCCAAAGAAGGCACUGGAGGGCAAGGAGAACAGCAUUGAAAAUGAGAUUGCUGUCCUGCACAGAAUAAAGCACACCAACAUUGUGACACUGGAAGACAUCUUUGAGAGUCAGUCCCACCUGUACCUGGUGAUGGAACUGGUGUCAGGUGGAGAGCUGUUUGACAGGAUAGUGGAAAAGGGUUUCUACACAGAAAGAGAUGCCAGUAAACUCAUCUGUCAGAUCCUGGAUGCAGUCAAGUAUCUCCAUGACAUGGGCAUUGUGCACAGGGACCUAAAGCCAGAGAACCUGCUGUACUACAGCUUGGAGGAGGACUCCAAAAUCAUGAUAAGUGACUUUGGGUUGUCCAAGAUCGAAGACUCUGGGAGUGUGAUGUCUACAGCCUGCGGAACCCCUGGAUAUGUGGCCCCUGAAGUGUUGGCACAGAAACCCUAUAGCAAAGCUGUAGACUGUUGGUCCAUCGGAGUCAUCUCUUACAUUCUUUUAUGUGGAUAUCCACCAUUUUAUGACGAAAAUGACUCCAAGCUGUUUGAGCAGAUCCUCAAGGCGGAGUAUGAGUUUGAUUCUCCAUACUGGGAUGAUAUAUCAGAUUCGGCCAAAGAUUUCAUCUACCACCUCAUGGAGAAAGACUCGGUGGAGAGGUUCACAUGUGAACAGGCUUUACAGCACCCCUGGAUUUCUGGUGAUACCGCUCUCGAUAAGAACAUCCACGAGUCUGUCAGUGCUCAGAUCAAGAAGAACUUUGCUAAAAGCAAAUGGAAGCAAGCGUUUAACGCCACAGCUGUGGUGCGACACAUGAGGCGGCUGCAGCUGGGCACCAGCCUGGAGGGCACCAGCCACAUCACCCCAAUCAGCCCCUGCCACGGCCACCUACUCCUGCCCACCGAAGACAUAGCUGAGGAGGCAGAGGAAGAGGAGGAAGAGGAGGAGGAGGACAACGGCUCUCAGUGUGGAGAUGAACGCAGAGGCAGCGCAGACCGGGACAGCCUGAGGAGCUGCACCUACUGCUGUCGACCGUCCAGCCGGGUCUGAGUACAACAUCUAGAACCUAGAACACAGAACCUGACCCGUCACCCAAGCACCACCUCUCCCCCCUCAAACUACCACCAGUCUGGCUCGGAAUAUAGAGUUAUCCCACCAGUGUCCACUAGGAGGAGCUGUGCCAAUAGAGGGGAGAGUAAGUAGUCUCCUGGGGCCAGGUGUACAUUAAACAUGUUUAGAGACAACUAGGCAAGGGACGUUUAGUCUAAAUAUACGGAAUUAGACUAUUAACUGGGUUGGAGCUUUCUUUAUCAAUCCAACACCUUGCGAGGGAGGAGCUUAAAAUUAUAGUGAUGAUUCAUAAAGACACCGAAAAGUCCAAUGGGGAGUGGAGCUCUUCUGAAGCAGGUUUUAGAAGGGAAGUCAGCUGUGGUUAUAGGCGAUUUCACAGAGACAAUUUCACAGAAUAAAUUACUAUAAGUUUCUAUCAGAUGUGAAAUCUGGUCUCCACAGCCAUUGUCUGGCCCCACGAGACCAAGCAAGCAGUGCAGGGAGACCAAGUCAGGACAGGAAAGAAUUCAGGCAUAAUAUAGAAACACUUGUGGCAGCAGAUUUGUGUAUUGGUUGUCUUGAUUUGACCUGAUUUUGACUCUUGUUUUUUAUGUCCCAACCAAAGAGAGCUAUUGUUAUGUUCUGGUUAUUUUCUCCCUCGGAUCGAAAGCAUGGAGCUGAGGUCUACUUAAAGAUGGUCAGCUCUAAUAUCAGGGAGUGUACUUAGAUAGUUUAUCGCCACCCAUGGCUCAAAGGUUUCAUUCAACUCACUAACUUUUGUUGCAUUAGAAGAUAGUGAAAGGUACAGUUUAUAGUGCGUAUGAAAUUUUCCAAUGCCAAGUUUCCGAUCUAAAUUCAGCUAUGAAGUCAUUAAAUUCCUGCUGCACUCAUAUACAAUUAAACUUUCUUGACAUAUCAGCACACUUGGCAACAGGAGCAGAGCUCACACAGUAAACUGUACAAAAUUGUGCACUCAAAACACUAUGCUAAUAUCCCCGUCUUGGCAUUUUGCAUUUUAAUUACAUUAAUUCCUUCCCAUCUGUUUGGAUUUUCACCCUUGUUGCAGCCCGGUGCAGUGCACUGUGGGUCGGCUCUGCAUUGGGACUGGGGAAGAGUUGGGAUAAUUGCCCAUCACUUGAACUCUGUAUUCCGUGUCAGACUGGAUUUGUGUAACAGUUUCUGCUGAGGAGGGUUUGCAUGCAUAAAGGGGAUUAUACUAUACAAUGUUCUGGACGUAGAAGGGGGACCUAACGGCUGUUCUGUUCUCUGAGGCACAAACUGAGAUCCCGGCAGCGCCAGCCCUGGGGCCCCACGGCACCGUCAGCCAUGAGAGGGGGUGGGGGGACGGGGGACAGGGACGAGAGGUGGGAGUAUGAGAUCUGAAAUGGGAUAUUAUGUAACAGAGUUUGACGAGGGGAAGAUGGGAAGGCUUUUUGUGUCCACACGCCAGUAAGAAAAAAACAGCAAUAUCUUGCGCCCUCUCGACACAGCAUGGUGAAGGCAUCCAUAUGUAAUCUUGCUGAUGGUGCUGAAUAAUACAUGUACGUUCCCAGAGGGCACGGGGGACUGGAUUCUCAGUUCUGUUUUAAGCCCCGAUUUGUAUCUACAAUAGACAGCUCGGCGGUCAGACUGAAAAGUAGCCCUGCUAGUGUUCCUGUGACGCUGGAGAAGUCACACACCAUCACACAUCCUGACACAUUCCUUCUGGUCACGUCCGCUGUCACACCCCUCAGAAAGCAGAUGCUGCAAGGGCAAAGAUGUGUGUCACUAAAAUGUCUAAGAAAACCCACAGCUGUGCUCAGAUUUGUCAUUUGGGGACAAUCCUCUCUGGGCACGUAGUCUCUUUCGGUGUCGGGUUAGGGUUGGGUUUCCUUUCUGGGGGUUUAACCUCCAACAACCCUCCUAUUAAUGAGCUGCUGGUGACAAAAAAAGAUACAAAUCCAGAAACAGGAGCACAGUUCACUCCCACAUGCUGUGGUGGGCCAAAGGGACACAGCAACAUAGCGUGACAACAUCUCAUACAUAUGUGAUGCAUGGACUCCUCUAUGCUCCCUCCCAAACGUGAUCGUGCUCCCGCAUCGAGGUCUUAGACAUGCCAAGUAAGUAGCAGUGGCAAGCAGGAAGGAAAAAGCACGCCCAGGGGGAAAGUGGGGACAGUAGAAUGGUUAGGACAUUGACUUCCGGCAAGUAGUCUCCCUCCUGAAUUUUUAUGACACGAGCCAGUUGGGGGGCCUGAUUGACCUGCUUCAGCACAGGAUGAGCUUGGGGAUGGUUGUUCUCCCUCUCUCUCUCUCUCCCAGACAGAGCGAAGGGAUCUCAUGUUUGUGCUCUCUGUCUGAUCUGUAAUGUGCACCUCUGUAGAGGAAGUCCAAUGUUUGCAUGAUCUGGUUAAUAUGUUUACAUGUAAGCGAUGAGCGAUGAACAAUUUAAUAGACAUAUAAAUAUACAUAUGUGUACAUAUAAAUAUAUCAUCAUUAUUAUUUUUAUUAUUAUUUAGACACACCCAAGACAGUACACGCUUUUACUGAUAAAUAUCUUGUGUCGACACAAUGUUUUUUUGCACUGCCAGAGGCGACCUCUGCAUUGUUAAUGUGACCUAUGACUCAGAUGUGCUGCCUCUUUCCCAGUGCCGAUGUGCUCCGUUCAAGAAGUUCACUGGAGACCGCAAGCUCUCCACUAGAGGCUCUCAACCUUGGUCCCUGCAGUUAAUCUUAGUCACAAAGCCAGUGUUGCUUAUACAAUGCAAGCCACUCGAUUUGCAUUUCUGUGGAGAAAUACAGAAUCCCGAGACAUUGUCGGUAAAUGAAAAACAGGCUCUCUCGGUGGUGUUGUGACAAGAAAACUUCAAGAUUCUGUAGUAUAAUGCAGAAUUGAAUUAGCAUAAUAUGGAUAUUAUUCAAGCAAUUACUGUCAAAAGUAAGCUGUCCAAAGUCCCUCCUCAUGGAAAACCCCACCAUGUGAUACUGUCCCAAUACAAGGGAAACAAAGCCAGAGUGUCAACAGAUACUUAGAGGGACUCUGCAGGUGGGUACUCUGAUUGUUACUCAGAUAAAUUAAACCAGACAACCAGAAAUCCUUCAAAACCUGCACAUAGCAAAGAAUCACAAAGAAGUACAAAUUGAACAUUAUCACAAUAAUAUCAAAAGAUUUCAAUAACUUCAUUGAAAAAAGUAUUAAUAAAACUCUGCCACAUUUUGACACACAUCCACAUAUCUGAAUCAACUGCGAAAGAACUGACAGACAAUCGUGUAAGCAGGCUCUUCCUGUUGUAGCCCAAGACACGGCACAGAACCAACUUAACCACAACUAAGUUAUAUGACUUCAAACCUAUCCGUUAAACUUUAAGCCUGCCUUUAAGGCUUAAAGACAAACCUGAAAGAAAAGAGCCAAAGGAGAAAUAAAAGUCAAUGAGUCACUACCUCCUGUAAUCGCAGAAUGAAGGAUUUAAUGAGUUAGUCAGGGCAAUAUAAAGACAGAGGUUAAAGUUCUGACAAUUAGAACACUCUGUGUGACUGUCUCAACACAACAAAAACAAAGGCAGUGUCAACAGCAUAGAAGAAGCAGCCCAGAGAGUGAGGAGGGGGCCUAUAUGCAGUGACUAAUAACCAGGCUGCCAUAAUCCUGCACAUAGCAGGAAGACACACGAUAAAAAACCCACUUUGUGGUCCUACACUCACAUUGGAAGAUGACAGACUAGUGUAAAUCUUACACAUACAUGGGAGAUGAGCUGCCUGUGUAAAUUCCUUAGACCAAGGUUGAGAAGCCUCUAAACAGUGAUAAGUAUAUAGUUCUUAGUUCUAGCCUAAAGUUUUUUGCAUCGUAUCGUCUCGCUCAGUUGCAGUGGUGCCAAAUUUUGGUUCUGGAACGCUUCCUCUGUGCCCUCAGCCUCUCUCAGCAGUCAGUCACUGAGCCGAACACAUCCAUCCCUUACCCCUCCACCCAUUUGUGCUCGUUGGCAUAGUUUCCCUCCCCAGGUCAGAGGGAGGGUGAGGGGACGGGGGUUAGUCACUCAGGCCUGAGGGAGCUGAGUCACAGACUGGGGAGGAUGCUCUUGAGCACAGUGGCCUUCUAGAACCAAAGCAGGCUACGUACAUCCUUGCUGUGUUGUACUUCCCUAAUCAUUACAGCAGCUGCUUCACCACAGGGGAAACCGUAGGAAAGAGUUUUUAUCCUACAAGAUAACGAUGCCAUUUUUUUAACACGGAAGUAGAAUCAGAACCAUUCAGUGCAAUUAAAAUAUUGGCAAAAAAAGGGUGUAGCACAUCUGCAAAACAUGAUUGAUCACCAAUACUUCAACAACGACCGAGCCAAAGCAUUAGGAGAAAGUUAACUGGUUCAGCUGCUGAUACUGUAUGUUACAGCAUGUAAACGUGUUACAUGCCAAUGUAAUGAAAUCACUGGGGAUUGGAAACUCUUGGUAAAAUCUAUCUAUUUUGUUCAUAACUACCUUGAGCUGGCCAGUUAUGCAAAUGAUGUGUGAAGGGCUUAAUCUAUCUUGUCUCUUAGGUGUCCAUUACAGCUACAUCGGGCUGUUAUGUUUCGUUGGGUGAAGUACAGUGUCUAUCCUAUUACAGAUGUGUUUUGUUUGUUUGUUUGGCUGAGUAAAUUAUUCAAUUGACUGUCAUGAGUCAGCACAGAAGCACUGGUUAUUUCAAUACACAAGUGUGUGUAUUAUAUAUAUAUAAUUAUAUAUAUAUUGUAUAUCCUUUUUUGUAAAAGCUGUUUUGAGCUACUAAUGUAUGGAUGCAAUGCAUCAUGGGUUACUGACCAACACACAAGAGACCACUGAUUUGUAACCUCAGAGAUAUGGUAGCAGGACCUGAAAUAAAACUCCCUUGUCUAUGCA
Messenger RNA from Clupea harengus (Atlantic herring), 6549 nucleotides. RefSeq names its product calcium/calmodulin dependent protein kinase Ia (gene camk1a). Gene Ontology annotation, biological process: protein phosphorylation. Gene Ontology annotation, molecular function: protein kinase activity; ATP binding. NCBI's taxonomy places the organism in Eukaryota, Metazoa, Chordata, Actinopteri, Clupeiformes, Clupeidae. The record is from RefSeq and is a predicted model, not a curated record.